This is a messenger RNA of Aspergillus alliaceus, 648 nucleotides long. RefSeq lists its product as uncharacterized. The transcript has 3 exons. The record is from RefSeq and is a predicted model, not a curated record. The coding region runs from base 1 to 648 and encodes 215 amino acids. NCBI's taxonomy places the organism in Eukaryota, Fungi, Ascomycota, Eurotiomycetes, Eurotiales, Aspergillaceae.
AUGGCUUGUAUAAUAGAAUCUAACUCUUGUAGAACUGCCCUCAUUGAAGCUAGUUUAAGAUCUGGAAAAUACGUGCUCUUUCUACAGGAGGUUCCUAAGAUCAAGACUAGCCACUGCCGCGCAUGGGAUUGUAUGCCUAGGAGAAGCACCGGGAAUCCAAUCAUCCUACGGAUGUUAAUCGCAAGUGAUUGGUUCUUUCUAAUUGAUGUAUUUAUAUUAGGCUCUAUUGAAUAUUAUCAUAUCACAUGUCUCGAACGACUACUUCCAGACCUCCCUAAUUUUGUUGGAUAUGGCUACCUAAAGAUGGAUGGCUGGAUUGCUGCUCUGCCUGAUAGUCAUAUCUCCAUAAAGUCGUCUUCCGAAGCAAUUAAGGACUGGUUCCAUCACAAAGGAUGGUCAUUUGGCAUUGACUGUUACGAGCGUUUCAAUAAGGACCAUGAUGAUUGGACCCAAGAUACCAGUUUUAUCUGGAUUGAACAUAUACUCAGCCACGAAGAAAAAGUAGACACGGACUGCUGCCAUUGUAAAUCUCUGCCAGGGGCUUCUGAGCCACAAAGAUCACAUUAUUUUCCCAAAGAGCCUUCUGCAAUGUCACUCAGUGAGUUACUUGCGUCUGUUAGCGGGCAGCCUCACAUUGACAAGAAGUAG